Trypanosoma grayi is the source of this 3861-nucleotide messenger RNA. RefSeq names its product putative condensin subunit 1. The coding region runs from base 1 to 3861 and encodes 1286 amino acids. Gene Ontology annotation, molecular function: histone binding. Gene Ontology annotation, biological process: meiotic chromosome condensation; mitotic chromosome condensation. The record is from RefSeq and is a predicted model, not a curated record. The transcript has a single exon. Gene Ontology annotation, cellular component: condensed chromosome, centromeric region. NCBI's taxonomy places the organism in Eukaryota, Euglenozoa, Kinetoplastea, Trypanosomatida, Trypanosomatidae.
AUGGCUGAUAUGCUUGAGUUCUUUAUUCCCGCACAUGCUCGUGAUUUGGAGAAUCUAGAGAAAACCGGACCAAAUCAGUAUCACAUCAGCGAGCCAUGUGAAUUCGAGGUACAUCCUAGGCAACAGCUCGAUGACCUUACUCGUUUUUUUGAUAGUCUUCAUAGAGAAAAAUCCCCCACGGCUCUGUUUUCUAAACCAGAGCUGUUCACAAUUCUUUUUGCAUACGUAAAAGCAAUUGAAUCAGUUGAGGCCAACCAGUUCGUUGUAAAGCAGGCAAGACACAAGAUUUGUCACGAGGUCUCUGAGCGGCUAAAAAAACUUUUACAGGUUUGUGCCACGUACCUAAGAAAGAAGGCUGAUGGUGGUGCUAACGAUGCCCUGCUCUUAUGUUUGCGCUCCACUGUGAAAAUGUAUGUGUUUGUGUUGUGUAAUGUGUUAUUGUCUUCUGCACCAACAUUGGAUUACGAUGAAAAUCUGGCAUCUCAAUCUCAACGAAGUGCACGAAGACGAAAACGGGCAAGAAGUGAACAGGAGGCUGGCAUAGGGGAGGAUCUCAGCGGUGUAGACCAAGAUGGGCGUGAGCUUGCCUUGACUGUAUUAAUAGAUGUCUGCUCGCCUGAUCUGGAAACGCUCUGGUGUGGAAGUAUCGAAGAUUCGAUGCUGAAUCUCAUGCUUCGGAUGUUGCUUCAUAUGAUUGGCCAGAAAGCGAACGUACAAAAUGAUGCUCAGUCCGUAUCUGGUGCGCUUGCAAUUCUUCUUUUAAGAGUCUCUGGCCAUAUCAUGUCCAAGAGGUCAGUUGAGGCAUGCGACUUUGUUUCCCCACUGAUUGAACUGGCCUUAAAAGCUGAACCUGCCGCCCAGUUCCUCAUUCGCUUUGUUUCAGAGGCGGAAAGUGGUGAUGUUUCAGGUGUUGCUGCCAGUAAUAUUAUCACAGCACUCAUUGAAGGCAUGGCUGCUGCCUCUCUACACGACGUUUCAGGAGAUGCGGCUGCUGCAAAAAACACAGGACUGUUUUUCAGUGAGGUUGCACGAAAGUGUGUUAGUGUUACCGCUCGAAUGGCGGAUGUGAUUGUUCAAACUAUUCACAGUGAGAGCUACGAGGUGCGCAAAUCAGUGGUAACCUGCAUCACCGAGAUGGUCAUUCAAAGAUAUUCUGGGCCUACCCGUGGCACAGAGUAUGAAGAAGAAACGAGAGACAAAUACCUGAGUUGUAUUAUUUUUCGUAUAAUGGAUUGCAAUCCAUUUGUUCGCAAUCACGCGGUACAUAUGUGGGAGAAACUGGUAGAAUCCCGAGCAGUUCCCAAGCGUUUUCAUCUCGCUGUCACGGGUGCAAUUGUUGGUAGACUUGAGGAUCGGAAUUAUCUCGUUAGGGAUUCAGCUCUUCAAGCCAUUGCAUCUAUUCUUCGAAAGAACUGGUUUGGUCAUGUCUUGAGUUCUUCUUUGGUGAGAGAAAAGCUGAGCGAGGCGAGUGCCGCAGCUAUGAAACAUUUCGAUUCUGAGGAAAUGUAUAGGACCAGCUUAGAAGAGGUAAGGAACGCGUGCCGUCCUGCUGAAACACAAGCAACUGAGUUGCUUCGAGAGGAUAAUGAAAAUACCACAGUAGGUGUCACUUUGUCGGAAGAGCAGAAUUCUGUAUUAAACCGAGUGGUUUUUUAUGAAAAGGCAUUGGAGUUUGCCCAGCUGAUGAAUAAAGCCUUAACACACGCAACCGUUUUGUUAGAUAGUCGUACUGAGCGUGAUGCGAUUGAGGCCAUAAAACUGGUUGUCGCAUGCAACGAGUAUCGCGUUGAGGGCGCCGAAAAGGCAUUUCUCCGGGUUUUGGUUAUGGUUUAUGAAGGAGAAGUCAAAAUUCAGUGGGCAGUACGCGACGCAUUUGUGGAGGUUGUUUUUGCUGCCUUUGCAAGAUCAUCAUCAUCUGCCUUGAUGAGGAACACGGCGAGUGCUCAGAAGUUGAUCAGCUUUUUAAAAGGGGCGACAGAGGGCGAUAUUAGCGCUGUUGAUCGUAUUUUUGGCUUGAUAAAGUCAAAUCCUUCCUUGUCGCGGCUUGUGUCAGGGCAUUUUAUGGAUGCUCUUUGGGGAAUUGCUGAAGGGACGCUUGAUCCUAAUGCUUCAAUCACUGAUAGACGUACUGCCCUGCGCCUUUUCGCCCUUCUUUGUAAACACGAUUGGCGGGAGCUUCGUGGAAGGAGAGAGAGUGUUGUGGAUUUUCUACGCUCAGAUAUUGCAAGGGACAAUGUUCUUCUUGCGUAUUGUUUGAAGAGCAUUGAGUGUGAGUGUCAAGAUCCUCAGUAUCAGCCGAUACCAGCGAGGCUUCCACCAAGUGACCACGUUGUACUAGAGCGACUUGUGUUUCAUUUGUGUAGACGUACGACUACAUUGGCCUCAUGGUUAAUUCUUGCAGACGCCGCUGUCAAUGCGGUACAUUCAUUAUGUGAAGCCCCUGCUCUAAUAUACACGUAUGCAUUGGAUUUCAUAGCGCGAAGAGUCGAGACGGAUCCUAGUGCUUUGUCACAAUUAUUCUUUCUUUUGGGACGUACUGCACUAAAACAACUUGUUGCAGUAGAUUCUGCGGAACGUCAACAACUCAAGAGACUUGAUGCAGAAGCAACACCCAAUAACUCAGUCAAUGGCUUUGGUAAUAAUCCUGGUGCAGAUGCCAUGCACAAGGAGCUCGGGCUUGGAUCUCAUGAAUACAGAAGACAUGCAAUUCAAGAGUUAGCUCAACGACGUAAACAAGCUAUAAUGACAGAGGGAUCUGCGUGGUAUCGUUUUUCCAAGGAUGCCGUUAUGGUUUGCCAAGAAAAAGCAGAACACUUUGCAGAUCGGGUGUUAGAAAGAGUAUGUGCUGUUAUGGCGCUUUCUGAGCUCAUGGUUGUAAGUGACUCUUUCUGUGAACAGAACCUGGAUAUCCUUUUUACUAUUGUCUCUGACAAGCGCGAGUCCUGGGUGGUGAAGACGAAUACCGUUAUUGCGUUGGGUGACCUGGCCUGUGUACACCCAAAUCUCCUUGGCCCGUAUCUAAAAGUGCCAACAACAGGUUUUUUCAAGCUUCUUAACGAUGAUGAUUUGAGGGUUCGUGCUGUGACGAUUCAAGUGUGUUCACACCUUGUUCUCGGAGAAAUGCUCCGUAUCAGAGAUCACUUAUAUACCAUAGUAAAGCUAGUCGCAGAUCCUGAUGAGACGAUCGCUAACAAUGCUCUAACGUUUGUUCGGAACUUGGCACUAAAGGAAAAGGAGAAGACAGGCAAUUUGAUUCCUCCAUUGGUCGCCCAAUUGAGUCACUCCAUACCCUCAGACAAGUUUCAACUGGCCAUGCGGUCGCUGCUUGAGCGUGUGGAAGGUGAUAAGCCAACUGAAUCCCUUAUUGAGCGUCUUUGUCAACGUUUUGAUUCCUAUUCUGAGCGUGGUAAAAAAAAGCGCCAAAUGGCGCGAAAUUUGGCAUUUUGUCUUCUUGAGCUUAGCUACUCAACCGAGAGAUCAAUCAAGAAAAUUACCUCUGAGACAUGUUAUCAGCAGUACAAGCAGUGGCUAAGAGAUGAAGUUGUUUUUGAUUAUUUAAAGAACAUAGCUGCAAAGGCCAAAAAGGCUGGGCAGCGUGCUGGGAGCGAGCGACGCGACAAAGCUGCAAUUGAAGAGUGGGAAGCGCGAAUGCAAGCUGACUCUUGUUCUGUAGAGGUAGGGGGAGAAGAUGAUGAUGCGCGCUCCGUUGCUUCUAAUGGGGGCCGAGGGGAGGCCGAACCCACGCCGCGAAGCAGUGGGGAUGCUUCCGCAGGGCGGCACUCUGCUGCUGAUCAAAGUCAGCCAGGAGACAUGUCUGGCAGAGCCUGCAAGCGUCGCCAGCAAGUGGUGGAGACCGAAUAG